This is a messenger RNA of Osmerus eperlanus (European smelt), 4032 nucleotides long. Its product is annotated as cingulin-like protein 1. Bases 35 to 3385 code for a protein of 1116 amino acids. The transcript is spliced from 19 exons. The record is from RefSeq and is a predicted model, not a curated record. Gene Ontology annotation, biological process: protein localization to cell-cell junction. Gene Ontology annotation, cellular component: myosin complex; bicellular tight junction. Lineage: Eukaryota; Metazoa; Chordata; Actinopteri; Osmeriformes; Osmeridae.
UCCUUGGAGUCCCCCCCACCCCCUGCGCACACUGAUGGAGUCCCCCUACAAGCAGCACAGCCCUCGAGGCAGUCUUCAGAGUGACAGCGCAGGCCAGUUUGGGGUCAGAGUCCAAGUCCAAGGAAUAAAAGGUCAUCCAUAUGUGGUUGUGAACAACGGUGCCAAAGAUCCCUGUUGCUCUGGCAGCCAGGAGUGUCUCAGGGAUGUUUCUGUCGUAGGCCUCCAGUCUGAGAACGGCCUUGCCAUGGUAAGGGGGUCCCCACUGGGCAGUCCCUCAUGGGAUAGAAGAUCAGCUCUUAAACAGGGUCAGUAUGGCUCUCAGGGAGAGUUCCCAAGAUCCCCGACUGUGUUUCAUUAUCAGAGGUAUCCAGAGUUACUCCGCCCGUACGACCCUGAUAACAGCUUCCCAGCUCCAUCUCCCACUCAUAUGGGACAUUCACACAUGAUCCCAAAGUUUAGAGAUGCCCAGGCAAGGAUGCCCAAAGCCAGGAUCCCCCUACCAGCUGAGGGCUCAGUGGAAGCCGAUAGCCAGCCCCAGAGCCAGCCCCAGAGCCAGCCCCAGAGCCAGCCCCAGAGCCAGCCCCAGACCCAGAGCCAGAGCCAUCCCCAGAGCCAGCCCCAGACCCAUCGCCAGACCCAGCCCCAGCCCCAGACCCAGCCCCAGAGCCAGCCCCAGAGCCAGCCCCAGAGCCAGCCCCAGAGCCAGCCCCAGAGCCAGCCCCAGAGCCAGCCCCAGAGUCAGGCUUUUACCCCGGGCAGGGCUCCCAGAGACCAGGCCGAGGCCACCCGGAUGUCCCCCAGCUCUCUGGAGCCUGAGCCCAUCCCCUCAGUGGGGAGGUUGAUAGACCAGUUUGACAGGCCACAGAGGAGGGGCCGCUGUGGUCGCAGGGGCAGGAUCGACCCGGAGGACCAGAGGAGAUCGCGCAGUGUGGACAGCAGCCAGCCGUCCAACCCCUCCAGCCUGUCUGCCAUCAGGGGGGAGACCCCAGGGGGAUCCAGUGUCCCCGGGUCUCCCAGGGCUAGGUUCUUUACUGGAGAGGUGCCCAUGCUGGCUCACAGAAGAGGAGACAGCAAGUCCACCACGCUGCUUUUCAGAGGACAGGAAGACAAGGAGCAACCUUCUCCCAGAGCAGUUAAAGUGCUGUACCGAGGGGACAAACCCUCCCUGUCCACCACCUCCAACACCACUGAUGACUCCACUGAGGAGAGAGACACGCAGGUUACUCCGGAUCUGCUGAAAGGGUGGGAGGAGCUCCUUCCACAACCGAACGCAGAAACCACCAAACAGAUACUGUACACAUACCUCAAGGAUGGGACUACUGACAAUGAUUCCACCACUCAAAAGAAGGUCAACUUGGUGUUUGACAGAAUCGACCAGCUGAAGUGGAAGACUGCAGAGAAAGUGGAGGCAGAGAACAAAGACUUUGCUGCGGAGGCCAAGGCACUUCAGGAGAAAGGCGAAACGCUGGAGAGACAAGUGUCAGAGUUGAAGAAACAACUGGAGGAUGAAACGCUGAAUGAGAAGAGUCUAGCAGACGCGUGUAUGAAGGCCAAGGAGAACGUGAAGGGCUUGCAGGAGGAACUGGAGACGAGGCAGCAUGAGCUGUCGAAACUCAGGGACCGACUGGCUGAAAUGGAGACGGAACUUCAGACAACCAAACAUGAGCUUGUGCAGUUGAAGGCAGAGAGAGAUAAGUCCAGGAUGGAGAUGAAAGACCUGCAGCAGCAGCUGUCUGAGAUGCACGACGAGCUGGACCAAGCCAAGAAGUCCGAGGCUGACAGGAUCGAAGACGAAGUUCUUCUGAAGGACAUGGCACAGCUGCGUUUGGAGUUCCAGGAGGUCCUGCAGGAGCAGGAGGAGCAGGAGGAGGUGCUACGCUGGAGGGAGAGGGAGCUGACCGCCCUCAAGGGGGCUCUGAAGGAGGAGGUGGAAACGCAUGACAAGGACAUGGUUUCUCUGAGGGCGGAGUAUGAGAAAGAGUUCCAGGAGCUCCGCCUGCUCGUGGAGAAAGUCAAAGAGAGUAACUGCCUGCUGGGCCGGGAGAAGGCUCGGGUGGUGGAGGAGAGCGGAGCAGCCCAAGAGCAGGUGAUGGAGAUGACCCAGGAGAGGGAGCAGCUGAGAGGACAGGUACAGGACCUGGAGAGGGAGGUGGACCACCUCAAUCACAUGAUCCAGGAGUCCAGAGCCCUGGAGAACCAGCUGGAGGAAAGGUCCAACCAGCUGAGGAAGGAGAAACGGCACGUUGAGGAAACGUUGAUGCAAGUGAGAGAAAAAGAGGAAGAGCUGUGUCAGGCUAACCACGCCCUGGCCGUACGACUCGAGUAUAUCCAGAGUGAGUUUACCCAACUCAACCAUGAACACAGAGACACGAAGGAGAAGCUGAAGGAGGAGAAGAGGCAGACGGAGGACCUGAGGAGGAGGCAGAGCGGCCUGGAGGAGGAGAGGCAGCUGCAGGACAGAUGCGUGGAACAGCUGCAGAAACAGAUGAGUGACCUGGUAGUACAGUGUGAGACAUCCACAGACAGGCUACAGGCCCAGAUCGAUGAGGCCAGGGAGACGAGCUUCAGGGAGCUGGCAGCGCUGCAGAAACAGCUACAGGAAAAGGGAGUGGAACUGGAGAAAUCCCGACAGUCGGCCAACAAACUGCAGGAAGAGCUGUGCACCCUGGAGGAGGACCUGAAGCGGUGUCGGAGGGAUCGGGACACCGCCCAGGAGACGAGCAGACAGUUGGGCCGGAGGGUGGAGGAGGUGGAGGAGAGGGGCACAGCUGCCCAGGACGAGCAGGCCAAACAGGUCAAAGUCCUGGAGGGGAGGAUCUCCCAGCUGGAGGAGGACCUGAGUGAGGAACGCACCACCGCAGACCUCCUGAUGAACAGAGUGGACAAGGGCAAAGAGCAGCUGGAGAAGAUGAGGAGUGAGUUGCUGCAGGAGAGAGCAGCCAGACAGGAUCUGGAGUGUAAUAAGAUCACCCUGGAGAGACAGAAUAAAGACCUGAAGGGCCGAGUCUCUUACCUGGAGGGUUCCCAGAAGGCCAACCAGGACGGCCUGGUCUCUAAGCUGGUGGCCCGUGUCCAGGAGCUGGAAGAGAAGCUGCAGGGAGAGGAGAGAGACAACAGUAACCUGCAACAGGCCAACCGCAAACUGGAGCGCAAGGUCAAGGAGAUGAUGAUGCAGAUGGAGGACGAGCACCUGUCUGUGCAGACGCAGAAGGACCAGCUCACCCAGAGGCUGAAGACCGCCAAGAGGCAGAUGGAUGAGGCGGAGGAGGAGAUUGAGCGGUUGGAACACGCCAAAAAGAAGCUGCAGAGAGACCUGGACGAGCAGGCAGAGAGCAGCGAGGAACUGCAGAGCCAGCUCCACGCUCUGCGCAACGAAAUGCGGUGAUCCGUCUGCGGAAGGGGAAAUCGGCCCCGCUGAUGAUGAUCGUGGAAGAUCACGUGGACGACGUAGAUGACUGCAUCUCUGACUGAACGAUGCAACUUGAACGACUGGAAAGAUGAGAAGCAGUCAUUCUGUCUCAGGUGUGAGGAGCCCUGCCUGUACAGCCUCGUGGACAACACUCACUAACUGCCUGUUUCUUGUUGUGAAUUCUUAAUGUUUUGCUUAGAGUGGCCUCUAGUGGGCAUUUCUAAACUGCAUUUCUAAACACCUAUUGAUGUACCUCCAGAGAAACCAGUGAGGAGACACUAGUGGAACAAAUGGAGCAACGUUGACAACAUGAUGAAACACAAUAAGCUUGUCGUAUUUCAAAAAUUUGAUCGUUUAAAAUACGUACUUAAUCAUGAUGGGAUGUAUUUAACUUCAGUCAGUAGAGUGAAGUGGACAUGCUGAAUAAUAAUUGUUUAAAGUCCCUAAACCUCUAAUCCAACUAUGGCUGUGUUUGCCUUUUGUAGGAAUGUCCUGUUCCAUACUGUUUGUAUGCAUGACUGCACUUUUCAUAGAGUAUCUGCAAAGCAGAAUACUGCACUGUUGACAGGAAUGCAUCUCAUAACUGUAAAACUACCUAAAUUAAAAUGUAUUUUUCAAAUUGA